AAUCUGUCCCCAGGCGAAGUGCCCUCUCACCGAGAUGCCGAUAGACUAUCUUGGCGCUCCCAGGCCCAGAGAGCUUAUGUUUUGGUGUUCCAGGAGAGUGUGUGAGGGUCUCUGUGUGUGUGAGUGAGUGUGCGUCUGUGUGUAUGUGUGUGCGCGAGCUCGCCAAGCGCGUGGCACUGUGAGCUUCCACUCCCGGCACAGAGCAGGCAAAGCCGGGGACGUUACUCUUCAAGCAGCCUCCGCCCCCUCAGCUCGAUGAUUGGCUGGCUUUGCGCAGCCUUUCCUUGCUAGAAGAGGAAAGGGCCAGUGACGCCCCCAAGCCAGCUGCAGAAGCGGCCGCCACCUCCAAAGCACAAGGUGUCUCAUCUGAAAAGAAAGCUGUGCCCCAGGGAGGCGGCGCGGACGACCCUGGCAGAGCUGGCGCGAACCGGGAGAGAGGGCGCUGGGCAGCGCUCGAGGACAAGAGGGAGCUCGGCCACAGAAGACCCCAGCGACCUGAUCCUGGGAUCUCGACUCCAGGCUCUCCUCGCAUUUUACAGGUUUCCCCCCGGCGACUAUCUCCCCAAAACGGAGCCUUUAUAUCAAGAGAAGGUGCGGGAGCUGGGGCAACCAGGACUUUCCCGGGCACCCAAGAUGCGCUCCAUUAGGAAGAGGUGGACGAUCUGCACAAUAAGUCUGCUCCUGAUAUUUUAUAAGACAAAAGAAAUAGCAAGAACGGAGGAGCACCAGGAGACGCAACUCAUCGGAGAUGGUGAAUUGUCUUUGAGUCGGUCACUUGUCAAUAGCUCUGAUAAAAUCAUUCGAAAGGCUGGCUCUUCAAUCUUUCAGCACAAUGUAGAAGGUUGGAAAAUCAAUUCCUCUUUGGUCCUAGAGAUAAGGAAGAAUAUACUUCGUUUCUUAGAUGCAGAACGAGAUGUCUCAGUGGUCAAGAGCAGUUUUAAGCCUGGUGAUGUCAUACACUAUGUGCUUGACAGGCGCCGGACGCUAAAUAUUUCUCAUGAUCUACAUAGCCUCCUACCUGAAGUUUCACCAAUGAAGAAUCGCAGGUUUAAGACCUGUGCAGUUGUUGGAAAUUCUGGCAUUCUGCUGGAUAGUGAAUGUGGAAAGGAGAUUGACAGUCACAAUUUUGUAAUAAGGUGCAAUCUAGCUCCUGUGGUGGAGUUUGCUGCAGAUGUGGGAACUAAAUCAGAUUUUAUUACCAUGAAUCCAUCAGUUGUACAAAGAGCAUUUGGAGGCUUUCGAAAUGAGAGUGACAGAGAAAAAUUUGUGCAUAGACUUUCCAUGCUGAAUGACAGUGUCCUUUGGAUUCCUGCUUUCAUGGUUAAAGGAGGAGAGAAGCACGUGGAGUGGGUUAAUGCAUUAAUCCUUAAGAAUAAACUGAAAGUGCGAACUGCCUAUCCAUCAUUGAGACUUAUUCAUGCUGUCAGAGGCUACUGGCUGACCAACAAAGUUCCUAUCAAAAGACCCAGCACAGGUCUCCUCAUGUAUACACUUGCCACAAGAUUCUGUGAUGAAAUUCACCUGUAUGGAUUCUGGCCAUUUCCUAAGGAUUUGAAUGGAAAAGCUGUCAAAUAUCAUUACUAUGAUGACUUAAAAUAUAGGUACUUUUCUAAUGCAAGCCCUCACAGAAUGCCGUUAGAAUUCAAAACAUUAAAUGUGCUACAUAAUAGAGGAGCUCUAAAACUGACAACAGGAAAGUGUGUAAAGCAAUAAAGUACAUUUUGAAACAUACAGACAAUAUGCACUUCUUUUCUGAAGAUGCUUCUGAAGAUUUGAAAAUAGGAUCCAAAACAUGGCUGGGUUUCAGCACCCACCAAUUAACUGAAAAUUUAUUGAAAGUCCUUAAUAAAGGACGUUCAUGAGAAAUUUACAACCAGCUGAUGAAAUACCUGAAAAGUGCUCUAAAAAUUAAACAUUCUGACUUCAAGGGUCCUAGUAAGUGCCACUUCCACUAAGAAUACAGUUUGAAUGUAUAAUCAGUAGUGUUUACAAGAUCCAACAGUGCACUCAUCAUUAGUUAGCAAAGUAAAUAUGUUCAUCACUGUCAGGCUGCCCACAGCAACGCCAAGCACAUUAGAAGAGAAACCCCAGGAAUACAACUCAGUCCUUGGGAAAUUAAACCAUCCUUGUCACCAGAAACCAAGACGGAAGCAAUUUGAGCAAUGAAAUCCAUAAGAUUAAACAACUUAAGUACAUGCCUUCAGUCAGGACUCUGAGUCUGAUUACAAAUUUUAUGUUUUAAUUUAUGUUUUUGUUUGUCUUCUGGAAUCUUUUUUGGUUUGGGUAUUGGAGUGCUUAGAAAUCCUUUCUGAGAUACAUAUGAAUGAGGAAAAUAAACUUUAAGUAAUUAUUUUUAAAUUUCUUAUAUUUUUUGGAAAUCUAUCACACAAAGACUUUUUAAAAAAAUGUUUUAUUUUGCACAACUCUAAACCUCCAUAUUAUUUUCCAGUGGUGUAGAAGGUACCAGCUAACCUGUGCCUCUAUGUAAUAUUAGGUCAUUCUAAAGAAAAGAUGUUCCAUGUCAUCUGAGAUGGUAAAAUAGGCAGAAUAAAAAAGAUCUUUGGUACCAAAGAUUAUACUUGUGUUUCUACACAGCAAACCAUUUUUCUUUACUGAAAAUAAUAUAUGCUUAACAUGAAUAUAUUAUUUUGCUAUUAAUGUGAAAGUUGCUCUAAAUAUUUUUAAAUUUCCAAACUCACACUUUAUUUUCAUUUGAAAUGUCUUUCACAUGUUUUACAUUACAUAAUAAUUUUGUGGAAGCAUUUUGCCCUUUAGAAUAAAUAUUUGAUUGAAAUAGAGAAAUGUGACUUCCAGUUCUUUGAUAUUUCCCUUGUCAUUCAAAUGGAAAUAUGGGAAUGCUCUAUACAUUACUGUUCAAUUUAUUAGUGCAGAAAUAUCAAUUUUAAUAGAGUAUUGUUUUCAAAACAAAGAUGAUUAAUUCCAAGAGGUUUAACAAGAAAAUUCUGUGUCAAUAUUUUGCACUUAAAAUAGAUUUAAUUGCCCAACAUAUUCUGUAGUUAAACUUCGUCACAAUAUCACGUGUUUUUCAAGAAACAUAUAAAAUUAUUAACAAAGUAAUUUUAAAAAUUUAAUGUAUAACAGAACUGACCAAUAGGCCAGUUUUCUGGUAACUUAUACUAUGAUAGUAGAUUGUUUGGUUAGAAAGUAGAAGCACUGCAUUCUCACUUCUACUUUGAUUUCUUAUUUCUUGGGGAGACAAUUUGAGGAAAGAAGAAAUGGCACGGAGAAUAUAUAUGUUUGCUUUCUUAGGGAAAACAGUCUGAGAAAUGAAUAAAAACCGUGAAGAGUGUGUGUGUGUGUAUGCGCGCGCUCGCGUGUGUGCUUGUGUGUGUCCAUGGAAAAGGAUAUUCACAGUAGUACAGUUCUCAAUAUUUUUAAUUACAUGUAGUAUUUUUUUAAUUAUAGUAAAACCUUGGGAUAUAGAAUAUUACAUCUUUUGAGAAUGUAUGUGUCUAUAAGUAAAAUAUAAUGCAUAUAGAAGACUGAUAACUGAAAAUGAAUGGAAGGUUGAUGUACUUUUAUAAUUAAACCUCUUAUCUAUUGGGUAUUGUAAGAGAAUUAGACACAAGUUUUUAAUGUAAAGUUGAAAAGUCCGGUUUACUUAACAAAUUAAAAGUGAUUUAUAAAAUCUGAAUUUGGACUACUUUCAACUAAGUUGUUCAAGUUGCCUUUAAUUUAAAUCCAACAAAAAUCUAGAAGUCACAAGCAAAUUUCUUAUAGGUAAAAUCCAUCCAGGCACUCAUUCAAGUAUGUUUUAAAAAAGCAGUAGCAAGGUACCUUGCCAUUUUUAGUAUAUUAUUUCCUUCUCUUCUCUUCUUUUUCUUUCUUUCUUUCUUUCUUUUUUUUUUUUUUUUGAGACGGAGUCGCACUCUGUCACCCAGGCUGGAGUACAGUGAAGUGAUCUCGGCUGACUGCAACCUCCACCUCCUGGGUUCAAGUGAUUCUCAUGCCUCAGCCUCCCAAAUAGCUGGGAUUACAGGAACCCACCACCAUGCCCAGCUAAUUUUGUAUUUUUUAGUAAAGACAAAGUUUCACCAUGUUGGCCAGGCUGGUCUUGAACUCCUGACCUCAGGUGAUCCACCCUCCUCAGCCUCUCAAAGUGCUGGGAUUACAGGUGUGAGCCAUCACACCUUCCCAUUUUUAGUAUAUUUUCAAUAAAUACAUUUAAACAAUGUUAAGGCCACAGCACACAUAUCUCAGCCAUUCAUUGUUCUGUGCAUUGAUGUUUGCCUCAUAGAUGCAUUGAGUAGUGCCUUUUUAGCUUUUUCACAUUGCUUUGUCACGGUAUCCUUUGUGUUCCCUAAUUAUACUGCCCACUUCCAAAAAUGCUCAGCAUGAGAAAAGGGCUUCAGUAUCGACUGAGACUACUUUUGUUCAUCUCAGGGAACUUUCAAUAGUCAAGAAUGAAUUAAGUUAAAGGUAUUUAGGGUUCAAAGAAGACAAACAGUACAAGCCCAUUUUAUUUCUUGUUGCAUACCUUUCCAUCUGCCCUCUGGUUUUCACUGUCUACUGUGGCCUUCUUCUAGGAACAGGGCAAGAUCAAUGAAGGCUAACGAAUAAGAAAAAGAGUUGAGAUUUAAUGAAUAGGGGAGCAUAAAAAAUUAUAACUAAAUCAUAUUAUAAAAGCAUACUUGAAAUAUCUGGAGUUUUCUUUUAAUUUUGAAAAUAUCAUAUAUUCAGUUUUAAUAUUUGAAUUUAUUUUUUACUAUUUAACCCUGUACCUGGCAAUGCUCAGACAGCUGAUUGUGAAAUAUUCCUUUCCUUACAGAACAUGGUUGUUAUUGUGCUGUUGACAUGAAUAGGCCAUGGAAACAUUUUUAUCAUUAUUACUCAGCCUGUGCUUUAAUUAAUGUUAAGUUGUAAAAAAAUAAAAGUUAGCAAGUAAUAGAUUUUCUGGGCAAAUCUAAUGAUUCAGCCCACAGGACUGAUGAAACUACUGUGGAAGUUUUUCUAUCUUAAAGAAGGUGCUGGGCAUUCAAAUGUCUUCAUGUAUUGUAUAUCAUAUGAAUUGUAUAUCAAUUGCUAAUGGGAAUUUCUAUAUUUAUGCUUACAAAAGCAAUUUAUUUAAGUAAUGCUAGAGGUAGUGUACAUACCAAUUAGUUAUUCAGCUACUAUACAGAAAAAGAAUGAACAAAUUAAUUUAUUUCUAAUUGAGCCAGUUAGACAUAAUGAAUAUAAUGUGAUAUUUGGUUCAUAAAAGAGUUGUUUUCAUGUGGUUAUUGUAGGGAGUAUAUAUAAUUGUGGAAGGGGUAUGGGAAGAGUUGUGUAUAGUUAGUUGUCAUCUCUACAAGUUUGAAAGUUUUCCUAUCAAACAUUAUCAAUAUCCCAAUGUUUUAAAAAUUGAGUGAGGGUUAUUAUUUGUAUCUGAUGAAAGAAAAUUCAAAUAAGGCCCACCUAGAAAUAGAUAUUUUAUUAUAUAUGUGCUAUAGAUAUAUCUAUAUAGUACAAAUAGACAUGUGUGAUGCAUAUAUACAAUGUUAUAUAUGUGUAUAUGUGUGUAUACACACUAAGUCUGUAAUAUGUACACACUAGAUUUGUGUUAUGCUAACAUCUUCAGGGUCUGCACUGUGAACUCCCCUGGAGAUAAGUAAGGCCACUUUAGAAUAAAGAAGUUCUUUUGUGACUUCAGUUACUAACCUGCUUUAAGAGGUAUCUAGUUUAUAACUGAAUCCUAUGUCAUUCAUACGUAGAGUUACAGUGAGGGUCUAGUAUGUCCAAAUCUUAAAAAUAAUAAUAAAGAAGAAAAGUAAAGCCUUCAAGCUAGCAAUGUAUCCGAAUUGCAGUUUUCAGAUUGUGGCUCCAGGCCUUGUGUUUCUCAUUUAAGUAGCACCUUUUAAUAAAUAUCAUUUCUUUAUUUGUACUUGGCAAAAGCACAAGUGUUUCAAAUGUAAAUAGCAGGAAAAAAAAAGAGUUUACAGAGAUAGCAUUGCUGCACAGAAUAAUUGCUACUGAGUAUUUCUUACACAAUUUGUGGAAUUGAAAGAUGAGGUUUAUUCUGUCAAGUUCAUUCUGUUCAACACUGUUUUCUUAUUGUUCCUGUGUAGUAACCGGGUAUUAUUGUUUUAUCAUUUGUAAAAUUGUAAAAUAAAUUAAAUCCUUUUUUUCACUGUU
This is a messenger RNA of Callithrix jacchus (white-tufted-ear marmoset), 6132 nucleotides long. RefSeq names its product ST8 alpha-N-acetyl-neuraminide alpha-2,8-sialyltransferase 4 (gene ST8SIA4). The record is from RefSeq and is a predicted model, not a curated record. Gene Ontology annotation, biological process: oligosaccharide metabolic process; N-glycan processing. Gene Ontology annotation, molecular function: alpha-N-acetylneuraminate alpha-2,8-sialyltransferase activity. Lineage: Eukaryota; Metazoa; Chordata; Mammalia; Primates; Cebidae.